Messenger RNA from Salvia miltiorrhiza (redroot sage), 1227 nucleotides. RefSeq names its product putative late blight resistance protein homolog R1B-17. Gene Ontology annotation, molecular function: ADP binding. The transcript has a single exon. The record is from RefSeq and is a predicted model, not a curated record. Lineage: Eukaryota; Viridiplantae; Streptophyta; Magnoliopsida; Lamiales; Lamiaceae. Gene Ontology annotation, biological process: defense response to other organism. Bases 1 to 1227 code for a protein of 408 amino acids.
AUGGAUUUGAUCAAGAUGGAGUUGGUGGAGAUCAAAGACAAGACUGGAGUCCAAGAUCAACUACGCAUCACAAAAUCUGCCUCGUUUAGAUCUACGCCCACUGCUCAGAAGAUUGCCAUGGUUGGUUUUGAUGAUGUCUUGUAUCAAAUGCUGGAUAGGAUCACUGGAGGAGAACCUGCUCGCCAAAUCAUGCCCAUUGUUGGAAUGGGUGGCAUAGGUAAAACCACUCUUGCUCGAAAUAUCUAUGUACAUCCACUUGUCAAAGAACAUUUUGAUGCUUGUUCAUGGUCUACAAUUUCUCAACAUUAUAAUGCACAAGAAAUUCUUAGACAAGUUCUUGAUGGAGUAGGCAAGGGGAACAUAGGCGAUUUGAAUGAACAUGAAUUAGGCGAACAAUUGUCCAAAUAUUUAAUAGGUAGGAGGUAUUUUAUAGUGAUGGAUGAUAUGUGGGAUAUUGAAGCAUGGGAUCAAGUUAGGAGGUUCUUCCCUGAUAAUGAAAAUGGGAGUAGAGUAGUAGUAACCACAAGGCUAUCAAACUUGGCUUCUAUGUUUAACUACUCCAAUGGUCUUGAUAUGAAAUUCUUGGAUGAGGCAACAAGUUGGAACUUAUUUUCCAAAACUGUGUUUGGGGAAGAAAUUUGCCCACUUGAGUUGGAGGACAUUGGAAGGAAGAUUGUGAGAGGUUGCAAAGGACUUCCAUUGUCACUUGUAGUGAUCGGGGGACUCUUAUCAAAGUCUGAACAAACACUAGAGAACUGGGAAUCUAUUGAAGGAAACUUGAGUUCAGUUGUGAAUAUGGAGGACAGUGAGACUUGCUUGCAAAUAUUAUACAUGAGUUAUAUUAAUUUGCCGGUUUAUAUAAAACCAUGUUAUCUCUAUAUGGGUGGAAUUUUUGGUGAAGACGUUGUCAUUCCAGUGUCUUUAAUCAUGCUAAUGUGGGUUGCUGAGGGAUUUGUAAAACCAAUUGAUGGGAAAAGUUUGGAAGAGGCAGCAGAAGAGUGUUUAGAAGAACUUGUUGACAGAAAUCUUGUUUUAGUUGAGGAACGCAACCAUCAUGGAAGAGUAAAAUCAUGCAAAAUCCAUGAUCACUCGAGGGACUUAUGCUUGAGAGAGGCUCGAAAAUCGAAGUUUUUAUAUGUGGUGGAAAGCCAGAGCAUUCCACACAGCAUAGAUUCUCAACGCCGUAUUGUAUGCCGGUUAUCCGAAUUUCCAACUCCACUCAUUUAA